Messenger RNA from Salvelinus fontinalis (brook trout), 899 nucleotides. RefSeq lists its product as uncharacterized. Bases 82 to 813 code for a protein of 243 amino acids. The record is from RefSeq and is a predicted model, not a curated record. Lineage: Eukaryota; Metazoa; Chordata; Actinopteri; Salmoniformes; Salmonidae. The transcript has 3 exons.
ACGCCCCCCCCCCCCAAAAAAAAGUCACAGCAUGUCACAUCGGCAUCCAGCUCUGCAGCAUCAGACGGUGCUGAAAACAAAAUGCACAGUGAACUGGGAGCUGUGAAUUGGGAAACAGAUGUUCUUCUAAGGGACACCCUAGAGGCAGCAAGGUGGUGUGAACUCCAAACAGAUGCUCUUCUAAGGGACACCCUAGAGGCAGCAAGGUGGUGUGAACGCCAAACAGAUGCUCUUCUAAGGGACACCCUAGAGGCAGUAAGGUGGUGUGAACUCCAAACAGAUGCUCUUCUAAGGGACACCCUAGAGGCAGCAAGGUGGUGUGAACUCCAAACAGAUGCUCUUCUAAGGGACACCCUAGAGGCAGUAAGGUGGUGUGAACUCCAAACAGAUGCUCUUCUAAGGGACACCCUAGAGGCAGCAAGGUGGUGUGAACUCCAAACAGAUGCUCUUCUAAGGGACACCCUAGAGGCAGCAAGGUGGUGUGAACUCCAAACAGAUGCUCUUCUAAGGGACACCCUAGAGGCAGUAAGGUGGUGUGAUCUCCAAACAGAAGCUCUUCUAAGGGACACCCUAGAGGCAGCAAGGUGGUGUGAACGCCAAACAUUUAAAGGCACCGGUUCCCUCCCUAGUGUAAUUGGGAUGGACGGGGAAGACCGCAUUACAACCCUUAAAGAACUACGGUUGUAUAAUGGCCUGGAUGAACAGGAAAAUAUUAUCAUCAAGGAGCCAUUCAUGUUCCAGUUACAGAGAGAUUAUGAGAUGUUCUAUGUGGAGGCAGUUGACAACAGGGAAGUGACCGAGGAGCAGGAGUGAAGCCAUUUUUGAGGAGUGGUCCAACCUUGUUUUUGUCUGCUGUGUUAAUUGUGUUAUGUUGUUUAGUAAAGAUUAUGUAAAAGUCA